Molecule: messenger RNA, 1398 nt
Organism: Durusdinium trenchii
Lineage: Eukaryota; Dinophyceae; Suessiales; Symbiodiniaceae
Source: the annotation of a GenBank genome assembly
AUGCUUAUCCAGGCGCAAGUUCAGGAUGAACACAGAGGCACUUGCUCGCCGGCAGCUGGGCCCAGUGAACUCAUGCGGUGUCCCCAGGGUGCAGCUGCAUGGUCCUCAUUUUGGUGGCGCAUGGCUACUGCGAGGCGAAAACACUGUGACCGAGCCUUUGUCGAGCGCUUCCGGAAGACGCCUUCGCCACAGACCUCAUCCACACGUUUCUCACUUUGUCAAGCUCAACCGCACAGUGCCUUCAUGCGGGACGUGGAGAUCCAUGUUCUGGGGGCCUUUGCUGAAGCAGAGGACCAGUGCCUCUUCUUGGACUUGGUGAUGCAUGUCACCUCCAGGGACCAGUGCUACAUCACCCAGUCUGGCAGCAACCUUCGCACCGUGCCCGCGAGCUUUUCCAGAGCUUGGUACGGCCGGCUGGGUGAGGGCGAAUGGAGCGACUGCUCCAGUGCUUCUGCUUUCGGCACUGACGUGGUGGUGAGAUGUGCUUUCUCAGUUGAUGAGCCCACCAUCGGUGGGGAAGAACUGGUGGUGAAACUGGAGACAGGUGACUGGAAAGCUCCAGACAUUCCACUUUGCAAGCUUCAGAGCGAAGGGCACCAGUUCCGCCUCACCGUUUGCAGCGGGGUCAUGUUCAAUGCAGGCCAGCAAAUGGCGGGCAGCUCACUGCUACAGCAGUGGUUGGCCUAUCAUCAGGCCAUGGGUGUGGACCACUUUGCUCUCUAUGAUUCUGAUGGGUCAGCAGCAGAGAUCCAGCAGGUGUUUUCUGUUUCUGCAGAUGCACAGGUCUCCUACUUCCCGCUUUGGCCCUCUCAUCUCUCCGAGAAGCUCGGCACCAUCAGCCGCACGGAGCACUGCCGGCACUGCCUCAGCGUCGUGGCGGAGGCUCAUUGCUUGUGGAGCCAACGUGGAAGAUCCGAUUGGGUGAUUACUCUACAUAGUUUUGAUGCAUAUUUAGCACCAGCGCCUGGGCAUCGUUUAGACGUGGUACUGAACCACCUGGAGUCCAAACGCCAUGAGAUCGGCACUGUGCCGCUGGCAAUGUUGGACUUUGGUGGUGCAGUCAAUUCCAAUUCAUCGUGGUUAGUUGAGAGAUAUCAACAUCGCGCGUUUGAGCCAGUGCGAGUGUUGGCAGAGAUUGGCCGGGGAAAUCCCAGAGAUGAAUGCUGGCUGAAUCACCCUGGCGUGACGAUGAAGAAUCCCUUGAAUGUGUGGGGUGUCUACGACCACUAUGCGCGCUCCAUCUUUGGAGCAAUUGAUGUGGAAGUGCCCUGGCAGCUGCUGCGUGUGAACCACUACGUUAACAUUUUUGCAGAGCGAUGUGCCAGUCGCUUUCUGCCAUGUGUUGUCCGCGACACUGGCCUCAGUUGGAUCCUGCCGGAGCUUGAAGCGAAGCACUGA